Salvelinus namaycush (lake trout) is the source of this 1083-nucleotide messenger RNA. RefSeq lists its product as uncharacterized. The transcript has 6 exons. Bases 27 to 950 code for a protein of 307 amino acids. NCBI's taxonomy places the organism in Eukaryota, Metazoa, Chordata, Actinopteri, Salmoniformes, Salmonidae. The record is from RefSeq and is a predicted model, not a curated record.
UUUACUCGGUAUGUUCAACAAAAAGUAUGGCAGCUCUCUUACAUUACAUCGUUUUUCUAUCAGCUCUUGUCCAAGGAUCAGAGUCCAGCUCUGUGUUUGUGCUGAAGGGACAGGACGUUCGUCUGGAUGUCCAGGAAAAUUUUAAACUGAAAGAGUUUGAGGUUUUAAAGUGGACCUUCGGAUCAGCCAAUAUUGUAAGAUGCUCUGACACAUUGUCAGUGAGAGUGUCUCCUGAGUACAACAACAGGGUUGAGUUUUAUAAGGGAAACUUCUCUCUGCUACUGAAGAACAUACAGGAAGGAGACAGUGGACCUUAUACUGCAGGAGUGACUGGUGACAAAGAACAAACUAUUAUUGUAUUCAAGUUAGUUCCCCAAGAGAGCGUUGAGCCACCAGUCCUGACAGUGGACUCUAACUCCAACAUCAAUGGCAUCUGUAAUGUGACUGUGACCUGCAGAGGCCAGAACACCUCUGUCACCUCCAGCUGUAACAACAGCACCUGCUCUCAGGUGGGAGGAGAGAGUAGAGGGGCUGAGACCUCCACUGUCCCCCUGCUCUCUGUCUAUGUGGCAGGGGGUUCCAUCAUCUGUAACCACAGCAACCAAGUCAGCUGGGCCACUGACACCAAGGAGCGAAUGGAACUCUCUCCAAUUAAAUCUGAACAAGGCGAGAAGGCGAACGACAACUAUGCUUUCACAGUUGGGACACCUGUCUGCGUAGUUGGAUUCAUUGCCCUGAUUGGUUUUGUUGUUUGUCGAAAGCAAAACAAACGUAAGCUCACUGCUGCUGCUGCAUCAUAUUACAGGGGAAAAGAGGAUAUUAUAAACACAGAUUAUGCUACAGUUGGGACUCCAGAUAACAGUCAAGCAGGUGGUGAAGAGCAGGCGUCUCCAGGUCCAACAUCACCCACCAUCUACAGUAUGGUGGGACAACCCCAACCCAGCCCGUGAACCACCAGCCCCUGCCUGUGGAUGACCCCCAUGACCUCAAUGCCUUUUAAAGGCAAUGUUCCCAUGUUCGUGUAGACAAUAAAAUAAAAAUGGUCACAUGCUUCGUAAACAACAGGUGUAGACUAACAGUGAA